AUGGCAGUUGAGGCCCCGUCGCCGGCCGCCUCGCAGUCCCAAUCGACGCGGGGCGGCCGAGGCGGCCGAGGCGGUCGAGGCCGUGGAAGGGGUCGUGGCGGAAGAGGUCGUGGUGGCGGCCGUGGUGGCAAAGCAAAGGUCGGAAUCGCCAAAGACAAAAACAACGGCAGCAGUUCCAUGCGUGGGAGAUUCAAGAAUCUCAAUGAUCCGCGGGCCCAAGGAGCCUACGAUCGUGGCCGGCACGUCAAGGACAACUACCACGCCCUCGUCGGCAUUGUCAAACCCGCCUUGGGAGAGCUGGCGAGAAGAACGAUUGAGUUCCUCAAGAGCCGUGCAGAUGCCCACAAGGACUAUGACGAAACUGCAAUCGUCGAAGCUGACCUGGACGAGAGACUGCGCAACGCAAACGCCGUCUCAGCGACACGCUAUGACUGGGACACGACGCUGGCCGAUCGAUCGCUGCAAAUGGAGCAGGCGACGAUUCGUGGCGAGUAUGAGAACCAAGUAGAGGAUCUGCGCGAAAGGUACUAUGAUGGAGUGCUGAACAGGCUUCGCACCCUCGAGGCCCUGCAUGACAAGGGUCUCCCGAUCGAUAUCCGUGAUGAGCGCUUCGAGUACAAGCUCGUCGAGGAUGAUGAUCUCGACGAGUUUGGCCUCUGCGAGGAGUACAAGGACGGCCAUCUCGUUCCCUUCCCGGCCAGGGUUGAGGGCACCAAGAAGUGGGAGCUUCGCCUGCAGUUGGAGCAGGAGCUGAGGAACGAAAAGGCCAACAAGGCGGCCGCACUCCGCGAGGCCAGAAGCAACAAGGGUGCCGACGCUGGAACUGCUAAGCGGAGGGCCCAGGAUCAGGUCGACAAUCAGCCCGCGCCCAAGAGGGCCACGCGUACAUCGGCGAGGCUGGCGGCGGCCAGCCUCUCCGAUGCCGCUCCGGCCAAGGGUCUGCUCGCUGCAGCUCAGGAGGCUGCCGGGGAGACCGAGGCACCCGAUGUGGAGGAUUCCACUCCCGGAACCCCCCAGCUGGAGAUCCCCCCCGAUGGCGAUUAUGCACCCAAAGGGACCGUCACCGACAAGGAUGCCUACGGCGUUUGCUCCGUCGAGUACAGGAGCGAUUUGAAGCAAAUCUUUCACCGGCGCUUCAUGGCUCCCAACAUCCAAGACUUUGAACCGCACGAGAUUGGUUUCCGGGAUUCCAAGAACGACAAGGAAAGGCAAGGCGAAAAAGUGUGGCCCAUGAACCCUUGGAGCGGUUCGCCAAACAGACCCUACGCAUUCAUCGACCAUAGAGUGGUCGACUAUGAUUCCUCAACUCUUGGACCGGAAGACUAUGACCAGAGGCUGGUCGAAAAACAUCGACUGCAUCCUUCGCUUGGCAUUUUCCUCCCAACCAGCCGCAACGAGCAGGAACCACCCUCGCCUUACGUCUUGCCGGGAAGACCGCUUCUUUUCGUCGGAAAGCCGUCCGGCCGCAUUUCCUUCUCCUCGCGCUCCUUCCUCGACACGACGAACCAGCGUAGCGCCGACGAGGCGCCGCUUAGAGCCCGCAUGCGUGCCCGACUGCGUCGGCUGUGCAGGAGGGAGGGCUAUGACGCCGAGGACAUGGCAGUGUCCGAUUUCAUUGCCUCUGGCGCCGAAAUUCGUGCCAAGUCUCUUGGAACCGCCAAGGAUGACCUCCACACACCCCAACUGUCUGAGCCGGGAAAACCUACGCCAGAGGAACCCGCGGAAGCUGCCGAGGAUGUCGUCACCGAACCUAGGGGAGAAGAUGCCAUAUCGGGCCUGGCCGUUCUGGCGUAUGCCACGGCCUAUGAGGAGGCCAAGGACGUCACUCGCAGCACCCCGACCACGAAGGCACCGCGGUAUGAUGCGAUUCGCGACAUCUACACCUCCAAACCGGAGCCUACUGCCGCGCCGGAUGAUGACCCGCUCAGGAUCAACGUGCUCGCCGAGGUCUGCCAUGUCGCACCGCGCCCGCUUGAUGCCGCCUACCACGAUGGCGAUGGAGAAGCUCCUGUGGUUCCCAAAGCGCCCUCCGCUCCCGCCGCUUCUGCUGCUCCUGCCGCUCCCGCCGCCCCCCCAACUCCAGCGCCCCCCACAGCGAUCGCCGCUCCCCCGGCUACCACGGCCACCACGGCCAUCAAGGCUACCACGGCCACCGCGGCUACCGCGGCUACCACGGCUACCACGGCCACCACGGCCACCGCGGCUACCACGGCCACCACGGCCACCACGGCCACCACGGCCACCGCAGCUACCAUGGCCACCACGGCCACCACGGCCACCACGGCCACCAUGGCCACCACGGCUACCACGGCCACCACGGCGGCCACCACGGCUCCCGCGACCCCCGCGACCCCCGCAGCCCCCAUCACUGCCCAUGGACACAAAGCGCCGGUCGACCAGCCGGCCGUCCACGAGCACUCAAUGCCGUACACGCCAGCCCAGCCAAGGGAGCCGAACCCUGUGUCCUCGGUUAGGAGCGUCAGUCUAACGGGCGCAGAGCCUCGUGGCCACCCUGUUCAACCGCAGAAUCCUAUCAUGCAACCUCUUUCACAGCCGAGGCCCUCCGAGUUCCAACCGCAGCUUCCUUCCCUUGGUCAUUCCAUGGCGAACCGAAACUCGUACUUCGGAACGCUUGGCUACACCCCUCAGGACCACCGCGAUGCUCAUUUUCAGUCGCCUCGCCCCGUGGAACAUGAUUAUCCUUCCAGAGGAGUGCCGUCGUACACGAGAGAAGCACCCGCGCCAGCCACGCCAUCGUACGGUAACCAGCUCUACUGGCCCCAGCAGGCCCAGGCUUCCGCCCUGGCAGCUGAUACGAUGAAGCAUCAGUACCCGCCACAUUCCGCCGCCGCAGGUGCCUCGCAUUCCAGAAACCCCUUUUCGCACAAUGCAAGCACGGAGCCGCUGCCCCCCCUGCGCCCCCCUCGUGGCCGCAACCACUCGAUGCCAGACGAAUCCAUGCACGAUGCAGGCAUGCGCUCCAAUCCACACAGGAGCAUGAGCGCUUAUUAUACCCCGGCGCCGGCUCGUGGCUUCAGAGGCUACCCAGAGUUGCAUCAUGCUACAUCCCUGCAGCCUCUUGGUUCGGCGAGGAUACUGCCCAACCCGCAAGGGUUCAUGGGAUCGUCUCCCUCUCAGCCAUUUGCCUCUCAGCACCAGCAGGUGCUGUCUCCCACCUUUGGCCAUGGGACUCCUAUCUCUGGCCACAUGUCUCGGCAGAGCCCACCCGGAACGCCCUUGGGAGUUCAGCAUCCCGAUGAUGCUGGAAACGCCAAGUACCGAAAACUGCAACCCGCGCCGGUGCCUGCCCAUCGGACUUGGCCCAACAAGCCGGAACUGAAGACGAUAUUUUACGACCACAAGGAGACUGGAUCUUCGGCGGCGCUGCCCAAUUCGGGACCGACGCAGAUCCGAGGCUGGAAUGUCAAUCAACCUCGAAAACGGAGCAAGCAAGAUCGAUCGGAUUCUGCCAAUGAUAGGGAUGACUCCAGAUAG
This is a messenger RNA of Drechmeria coniospora, 3495 nucleotides long. RefSeq lists its product as uncharacterized. The record is from RefSeq and is a predicted model, not a curated record. The transcript is spliced from 3 exons. Bases 1 to 3495 code for a protein of 1164 amino acids. Lineage: Eukaryota; Fungi; Ascomycota; Sordariomycetes; Hypocreales; Ophiocordycipitaceae.